AAAAAGCUCAGUAUCAUAUGAAAGUCACGAGCCCCAGUCUCUCUAAAUAUUUUCCUAGUUGGUUCCUGUGCCAGUGACUAUUCACCACGUAGGUUGUAACCAUGAAAAGUAAGGGAGUCCGUGCAAGAACUUAAUAAAAGACGGAGCAUCGGUGCAGAUAGCUUUCCGUCCUUCCAGAUAUGAUCGUCCGCACGGGAGGAAAAAAGCAAUGACAUUAGGGAGUAUUCACACGGUGCGGAAGUGCGGAAUCGUAUUUCCUCGCUUGGUUACUCAACAGAUACUAACAGUUCCAUGGAUCAUAAUGGAUUUUACCAAUGAACAAAAAUCAAAUAAAAAAAAGAUAGUAAGACAAAUACUUCUCCAGAAGUUUAUAAAUGUAAACGAAUUUGGAUUGAUUUCCUGUCGUCUUAUUUUUGAAGAAAUUUUGGUUUUGUUACUUUAUUUUUGGAUUUUUUCGGUUAGCCUUUAAAUAGCAGCGGACGAACCGCGACCACAUACAUAAGUUCCUACGAUUAACUUUGAAC
Molecule: messenger RNA, 524 nt
Organism: Aspergillus pseudotamarii
Lineage: Eukaryota; Fungi; Ascomycota; Eurotiomycetes; Eurotiales; Aspergillaceae
Exons: 1
Coding region: 209-469 (86 amino acids)
Source: RefSeq, a predicted model, not a curated record